Messenger RNA from Symbiodinium necroappetens, 873 nucleotides. The record is from the annotation of a GenBank genome assembly. NCBI's taxonomy places the organism in Eukaryota, Dinophyceae, Suessiales, Symbiodiniaceae.
AUGCGAGUCAUGAUGCUAGCAGACAAGUACCAAGUGCCCUUGCUAAACAACAUCUGUAGAGACAAGGCCAAAGACCACAUUCGGAUUCUGGAUGCCUGCUUGACUUUCAAAGUCGCGCACCGCCUUCAAAUUGCCGAGUUUCGGGGAAUUGCUCCGGCCCAGAUUCUGGCCUUUCCGGAAACAGCAUUGCAAAGUCAUGAGAUGUUGGAACCGCAGCUAAUGCUAGAAGUCCUCAGCUCUCCCUUCCUGUGCAGCAGCGCCACGCGAAUGUGGCCCUUACUGCACCCCUGGGCAUCCGCCACAGGCGUUGACUUGGAGGCAUUCAUGCGUCGCCUGAAAGAACAUGUUCAGAGUACAGAUGCCGAGCUCCGAAAUGGCUUGCCGGCAAAAGGAGAAUAUUCCAAUAAUGUCCUGCAGAGACUCUGGCACCGGUAUGAGGCCCUUCGGAAUUCUGAGGGAGCAGGCCCUUUCCUCGGAUAUUGGGUGAACUUGCAGCCAAGUUCGCCGAGUCUGUUCCAAGAGUACCAAACGGACAUUGAUAUGCUCAACAAGCUGGCCAGCAACAGAAAAGGCCUGCGACUCAAGGCCGGACAGGCAUUGACCUGGAUGUUGCCUCAUGCCGCAGUACAUGUCGUGGGACUGGAACUCCACAAUGAUUGGGGUGCCAGAUUCCAGAUCUCUUGUUCGUGUGACGGCUUGCAGUGGCACGUUCUUCUCGGUUCGGACCCUGAGGAAAGGUUUCAGAACGAGUCGCUCGAGGAGGACUAUGUUCUGUGCUACUCUCCUUCGCCAGCGAGAUAUUUCAAACUCGACAUCAUGGAUGGUGGGUUCGCGGGCUUGGUUCGCAUUGGAGGCAUUUUGCUGUCCAGCUAG